CUGGUGGCACUGACUGGCAGCACUGCUGGGCUGCACUGGUGGGUGGCACUGGUGGGCAGCACUGGUGGGUGGGCACAGGUGGGUGACACUGGUGGGCACAGGUGGGUGGGCACAGGUGGGUGGCACUGCUGGGCACAGGUAGGUGGCACUUCUGGGCACAGGUGUGGGACACUGCAGAGUGGCACAGGUGGGUGCACUGCCGGGCACAGUGGGCGGCACUGCUGGGCACAGGUGGGCGGAACUUGCGGGUGGCACUGCUGG
Molecule: messenger RNA, 261 nt
Organism: Staurois parvus
Lineage: Eukaryota; Metazoa; Chordata; Amphibia; Anura; Ranidae
Source: the annotation of a GenBank genome assembly